ACGCGGCGCGGACAAACCACGAAUCAUCCCAACCCCAAAUUUAACCCUCUGCGUCCAAAUUUAGUUAGCCGCGUUCCUCCAAAUUUAGCCUCUAAACCCCAACCCUAUCCCAUUAAUAAGAAGCCCUUUGCACUUCCUCUCAUUCAUUUGGGUCCGUCCCCGAUUUCGCUCCCCCUCCUCUGUCUCUGGUUUUCUUCUUCUUCUUUUUCUCUCUGCAGCUGCUUCUGCUCGUUAAUGGCGGUGUGAGAAAGCCCCAUUUGGAUGAUAGACCGCGCAGAAGCCAUGGAUGCUCGUAGAGCGAAGCAGCUGCUACUCCUCUGCCUUGGAACCCUAACGACGCGCGUGGCCCUCGUGGGUGGAAACCACACCGCUGCCAGGUUUUGCACCCGCUAGGCCCUCCCCCUCCGCCUGUAAUUUUCUCUCUUCAACAAAACACAGGAAGAUCUCUUCCUCGUUGCUCUGUGAAUCUCGCUUGCCUGCGAACUUGCUCACCAAUUGCUCGAUAAAUGGACCGUCGCAAAGCAUCUUGGGCCAAGAAAGUCGAUCCGAACACUGGGCCGACCGAUCCAAACCAGCUGAUCAUAAUGCUGCCCAAUUCCAGGGUCAUGCGUUUGCUUGCCCGAUCUGUGUUCUUAGCGAUUGCACUUGUAUCGUUCCCGUGGCUAGGCUCGCUUGGAUCCAUGCUUGACGCAUCAGCUGCUCGUGCCACGACCCUGAACCCCAUCCCGGCACUGUUAAUGCCUGAAGGCGAUCUGCUCGACGAAAUGAUUCGAGAUCUGAUGGAGCAAGGCCUCCUCAAACCCUCCGAUAAGACCCUGUGCGUCGGCAUCGACUCAGCCAGAUCAUUAGAAGAACAGGGAUUCAUGCCCGAUCAGAUCAACCUAGAUGAUGAGAUCCAACCGGGCAUAUAUGACUUUGUGCUCGCAAGCGAGCAUUUUCCAGCAUCGAUUGUUGAUCGUGCCCUCAAGCCUGGUGGCAUUGCCGCCGGUCCCCUUGCCGCCCCCUUUCGUGUAGGCCCCAAUUUCAAGAUUGUGUACCUUCGCAAGUUCCAGGCCACGGCCAUUGCCCUAAAAAAGCUGAAUGAGCCCUCCUCCACUGCUUCGGUUACCUCAAUUACAGGUUGCACACCAUCAAAGGCGGCAACAAUGCAAAAACUAGAAGAGAUCCUUCUGGAACCACCGAGGGAGUCAUGGAUCAAGGGGGGUGAGUACCUUAACCGUGUGAAAUUCCUGCCAAAUGUGGCGGCCGAUUAUCUGAGCGCAUAUCCCAGGCGCGUAUACAUUGAAGUGGCGACCCGCUCGAAAGGAUUCAGGGACGAAGGUGUGGGCCCCUGGUUUCGCAAGCAUUACCCUACAAAUGGCCAGGAAUUUGAUUUUUACAGGGUGGAGAAGGUGAAGGGAGGCAGCUAUGCAGCCACCGUCACUUGGACGAGGAGGAGAGCGACAAGGGAGGGCACCGAGGAGGAGGCCGGUGAAGAAGGGCUGAGCGAGUGGGUGAGGCGGAGCGUGAGAGAGGAGGAGUACGUGGUGAUGGAGGUUGGGGGGUUCGAUGUGGUGAGAGAGAUGGUGGAGAGCGGUGCGAUAUGUCUUGUGGACGAGCUCUUCUUCAAGUGCCCGCACGCUGCGCCUCAAGGCGCCGUGGGCCGGGCCUACUGGGAGUGUAUCUCGCUCUAUGGCUUGCUCAGAGAGAGAGGGGUCGCCGCACAUCAAUGGUGGGAUUAAAGAGGGGCCAUGUUUUUGUGACUCUUUUGUGGUGUCUUGUUCGUGCUUUGUUGAGCCCACUUGGUGCCGGGUUCGGUGGUAGAGUAGUGAGUAGACUAAGUGGGUUCGAGCCUAGUAGCUCACCACUUGAAUAAGUGAAAGGCUUGAGAGUCAGUGUCGUUGUUUGUUUGUUUGUAGUGGAGUAGCAAGCCAAUUAGGUCAAAGGAGUCACGUACGUUGUCGUUAUGUUUGUAGGAGGGGCUUUUAAUUGUUUGUUUGUGUGGUGGAUGGACCGGAUAUUCUCAAAUUGCGUUGUUACCUUUUUUAAUCUUCUACUAUAUCAUUUUAGUGUUAUAAACGUGGUGCAUGCUUUUAUAUUC
Molecule: messenger RNA, 2080 nt
Organism: Amborella trichopoda
Lineage: Eukaryota; Viridiplantae; Streptophyta; Magnoliopsida; Amborellales; Amborellaceae
Source: RefSeq, a predicted model, not a curated record